ACUCUUAAUGCAAAUACCCAUCGAACGGACCAAUCCGCUAUAACAUUUGCCUAUUUACGAUGACGGCAUGUUGCUGUUGUUUCAUCAUUUGAUUAUGGUGGACUUUGGGCAAACGCUUCCUCCUCCCUUCUCAUAGCCGCAUGUAGACAGAAAAUGGCGUCGUCGAAGGGACAACGAUGGAUGGUUGAUUCAGGGAUUCUGCGUAAAAAAAAUGGUGAAGAGGAACCACAGGAGCUGUUGGUGUUCGGAUAUAGCUGCAAAUUAUUUCGAGACGAUGACAAGGCGAAAAUGAUUGAUCAGGGGAAGCAUUUGAUACCAUGGAUGGGCGAUAACACAUUGAAGAUAGACAGAUACGAUGGACGUGGAGCACUGGGGGAUUUAAGGAUUCAUGAGCCACCAGCAGGUGGUUUUGAUCAACGGAUAAUACUCACAGAGGAUGAACUUAAAGUUGAACAGCUCUGUGACGAAGAAAGAUACCGAUCCUUGUAUAAUAAUGACGCCGAAGAUUCUAUGUAUCAUGAAGAAGAGAUGAAAAGAUUGCAUCAAGCAUUGGACUCAGAAAAUUCUUAUACCCAAGUAGCAUAUAAUUAUAACGAAGAUGAAAACAAUUCCAAGUUAGCGUGCGAAGACUCACAGAGUCCAAAACAAUCAGAAGGAUCGCAAGAAGAGGAUCAAGCUUUUGUACCGCCACCAGAUCUUGAAAUACCAGAAGGCAUGACAGUGCCUGAAACGCAGAAGUUAAAUGCAAUUAUUACAAAAACAGCACUAUUUAUUAGUCGUCAAGGGGGCCAAAUGGAGAUUCUUCUAAAGGCGAAACAAGCAAACAAUCCACAAUUUUCGUUCUUAUCGAUAGAUGAACCGCUACAUCCGUAUUACAAGUUUGUGCUGGAAGCUAUCAAGACUGGAAAAUAUAAUCCUGAAAAACAACCUGAAAAAGAAGAAUCUGAACCUGAGGAAGAAUCAGAUGAAGAUGAUCAACCAUACCUUCACCCAAGCCUAGCGCCAUCAUUUGCCAAAGUAGAAGCGGCUCCUAGCAUACCAAGCAUACAGUAUAAGCCCUCUGCGGACUGUGCUUAUUCAAUGCUUGUAAACAAAAUCACAGGAAAGCCACCGCCACCUAAAAUACCACAGUUAUUAGAUGUUGGUGUUCAACAAAUGCCGACUUCUGGAUAUUAUCAGCCCAUUGUGCCGCAGAGUUAUACUCCGUAUACUGCAACGCCUUUACAAUAUUCGCAUGGUCCAGUUAUAUACGGUCCAAAUGGUCAAAUUCAAUCUCCACCACAGUUACCAGUACCUGCCGUACCAGUUGUUUCUACUGAAGAAUCUACAACACCAAUACCUCAAGCAAAAGAAACACCUUCUUUAGUACCUUACGGACCAACACCACCAAAAACAUUGAGCAGACCAUCAUUCAUCGUACCACCGGCAGAUGUUCAAAUAAUUAUCGACAAAAUGGCGAGUUAUGUAGCCAAAAAUGGCCGAGACUUUGAAGCUAUAGUAAAAAAUAAAGGUGAUCCAAGAUUUAAUUUUCUCGAAUUGUCGCAUCAGUAUCAUGGUUAUUAUGCUCACAAAUUGACCAUGUACGAAGGGGCAAUAAAUCCUAAGGUAUUGACCGAAGAAGAAUUAUUACAGAAGCAAGAGCCGCAAGAGGAGAAGCAAAAGAAAUUGGAGGAAUUACAGAAGAAACAGCAAAGAAUGGAGGAAGUACAAAAGCGUGUGAAAAUGAUACAGGCUAAGAAGAAGAGCGACACAAAGACGAAACAAAGUACGGGUAGUAAACAGAUAACGACAGUAUCGUUUUCGAUAAAGAAACCAAAGGAAGGUGAAAAUGUGAUUAUUGAAAAGAGAAACGCCUUGCCAUUGGAAGAAAGUGAUGACGAAAUUGAAGUUGAAAAGAAAGAAACUAAUUCUAAACCUAAUUCACCUCAAAAUUUUAACGAACAAACUAAUCCAAUAAUAAUGAAUACCGAUAAAGAAACGCCAAAGGUAAUAGAAAUAAAGAAAUCUAAAAGCGAAGAAAAGGAAUUGGUCGAUCUUACCGAUGACAUACUCGAAGAUUGUCAAUUAGAGAUAAGGCACAAGCAACAAGUAGAAGAUAGAAUAAAGGAUAAAUUGGUUGCCGCGGCUCGUGACAAAUUGGCUGCCACGUCGAGGGAAAAACAAUUGCAAUUGGAACGAAAGAAAAAGGCGGCCAUGUUUUUAAGUCAAAUUCAAACUUCAACUAGUUCCAAAAUUCCUACCUCGACGACACCCAAUAUAAGAAAGGAUGAUUCCGACGAGGUUUAUUCCGUUCCAUCGCCCUCAUUGGAGGAUGAAAAAUCGGAAGACGUAAAAAUUUGUGGUAAUUCAUUGAUGGAUCGAUUGAAGAGCGCGGAUUUAAGUGGGAAAAGAUCACGUCAACGAUCUAGAAGUCGUAGUGGAAGUCGUAGCCGCAUUGAAAGACAUAAAGUUCAUAAAAAGCACAAGAAAAAGAAAAGUUCUCACAGAAGUUACGACAGUCCAAGUAGCUCUCGUAACCACAGAUCUAAGAAAAGCAAAAAAUCAUCCUCGAGACAUAGAUCUCGAUCACGAACUCCUUCGUCGCACAGACAUCAACAAAAUGUACGAAGAAAAGGAAGCAAUUCGAGUUAUUCCGAUUCGAGCUCGUCUUGAGAUACUUAAGAAGCGUAAAUUUUCUUUUUCUUUUUCUCUCUUUUUUUUUCCGAACGCGUUUUCUCUCCCUUUUUUGCCCCCCUCUUUUUUUUUUUUUUUUUUUUUUUUUAAGAGAUAAGAAUUAAGAAUAUAUAAUCGUGUAAAAAGUUUCUUUGUAAAUAUAUGUAUAUGAUUACAUAUUUGGAUGACAUCACGGCGAUAAAUGACGUUUCAUACUGUUUUUUGUCAAACGAAACAUACAAAAAGAAAUACAAUUUACUUAGUCCAAUGCA
This is a messenger RNA of Vespa mandarinia (Asian giant hornet), 2924 nucleotides long. It is a transcript of the gene su(w[a]), whose product is annotated as suppressor of white-apricot. The record is from RefSeq and is a predicted model, not a curated record. Lineage: Eukaryota; Metazoa; Arthropoda; Insecta; Hymenoptera; Vespidae. Gene Ontology annotation, molecular function: RNA binding. Gene Ontology annotation, biological process: mRNA 5'-splice site recognition; RNA processing.